Messenger RNA from Ruditapes philippinarum (Manila clam), 4723 nucleotides. RefSeq lists its product as uncharacterized. Lineage: Eukaryota; Metazoa; Mollusca; Bivalvia; Venerida; Veneridae. The record is from RefSeq and is a predicted model, not a curated record. The transcript is spliced from 8 exons. The coding region runs from base 258 to 2945 and encodes 895 amino acids.
GAUUAAUACCGCAGGUACGCCAUCUGGUGACAAAUACGUUUACACAAUUGAGUCACGCUUCCUGGGUGAAGAAACGGUUUUUAAUUUAAAAAAGAAGUGAAAUCAACAGAAAAAUUGUCUUAUUUUGUUAUAUGACCAAAUGUUUAAGCUAUAAUCUUAUCUGACAACAGAACACCAUUCUCACCUGAAAGAUCAAUCGAUGCCGCAUCCAUAAUAAAGGGCACCCGACGGGGUACAGGUACACAGAAGUGUAAGUCAUGGAUACGUUAAGGAAAACGUUAACAGUUUUGUUUUGGGGCUUAUUAGCUCUAACAAUAGUGGGUGCUGGACCCUUUUCCUGGAUGAAAAAAGAUAAAUUUGAUGAAAUAAUGGACAGAAUGACUGCAGUUACAACAGAAAACUGCCGCUCAAAACCACGGUCAGAGCUAGAGUUACCCAAGGAGUCGGUGUCACACGUACCUGUAUAUAACAAACUGCUCAGUAAUGUAUAUUUUGCCAAUAGAUCUAUGCUUCUACACAUGCAUAAUUUGGCGUUCAAUCGAGCCUUCUAUUACAGUUUUAUUUAUCAAAGAAUGAACACAUCAGAGGACUUUGAACACCAGCCAGGUUUGAUGUACCUGUAUAUGUCGGCUGCUGCCGAUGUCUCUGCAUCUCCGGGUUGGGUCAACGGCUCAUCAUUACUUUUUGACAAUAAUUGUACUUACCCAAAUUGGUAUACAACAGUUGAUUUUAACACUACUCUAUCUUUAUUUGGUCCAAGAGCAUGGAGAGCUGAUGAUUAUAAUGAACCAACAAAUUGGUUACGUGAACCUACAAAUAGAACAAUUGAUGUUGAAGACUACGCAGCAGGUAGAGUCACAAACUACACAGAUGAAUCCUACAAAUACGCCCCUUAUACUCGAUAUGAGUAUGACCCAACAGAUGCGCGACAAGAAAAGCCACUUUUCUGGUGGCCAGAUAGUCGUGGCUACAAAGACUCUUUACGUAAAUUCACAUACUCGGUUGGAAUAAAAUUUUCCAAUCAGACAGGCAAGUUUACAAGAGACGACUUUGAAGGAAUUCCAUUUUUUGGGCCGCCACAACCAGGUCAGACUGACACUGAUAUUACGUUACCUGUGCUUUUCACAAAACCAUACUUUGAUUGUGGACGAUCAAAUCGCUGGAUUACAACCAUGUCUGCUCCUGUGGUUGACUACAUGCCGAGAUACUCACCAUGGAUCCAUCUUAGAAGACCUAGGUUUGUAGCUGUGGUAGGAAUAGAUGGAGAGUUUGAGCGUAUUGAUAUCAAUCAGUGUCCUUUCUCGGAAGGAAAUGAUCCUCCAAACAUGUUUGCUGGAACACAUAGAUGCAGGGAAACUACAAUGUGUGAGCCAAUCAGUGGGUAUGGGUUCCGUCGUGGUGGUUACCAGUGUGUGUGUUUACCAGGUUACUAUUACCCGUGGUGGCAUGAUGGUCCGUUCCAGGGAUGGGAGAUUGAGCAAGCUACACUGGAAGAAUAUGAAUAUGGAUUUGACUGUCUCAAAGCUGAAGAGAUGCAAGUCGUUCCAAAUCAGAUGCCAGAGUUUGUACGUAGAGAGAAAAGAUCAACAUUGUAUACAGCAACUAAGAAAGAUGAGUUUUUGCUACUAACCAGUCCAAUGUUAGAGCAGUCUGCUUCUCCUAAACUUAGACUGGUUGCCAACAGAAAGCGUCGCAGUGCCGAUGGUAAUGAACAGUAUGUGGCAGCAACAUAUAGAAAGCAGUUUGUAAGACGAUAUGAUGACGAGACGAGAAAGGUUCGUAAGAAGAGAGAAGCCUUUGAGUAUGAGUCAUGGGAAAGAAUGUCCAACAUUCGUCAGAGGUUUUUUAAUGUGACAAAGGAAAGUUGCAAGUCAAGGGAAAGUUUUGAACUUUAUUUACCUGGUGAUGCUGGAUAUGGUGUGGAGAGACAGUUUGAAGCUCAAGGUAGAACUGCUCUACGUUUAUCACAUUUCCUUAGUAACUUCUUACAGAACGUUGAUGAAUAUGAACAAUUUGGUAAUCUUAAAGGAGACAGAAGACUGAAUGAGACCCAUAUAUUUGGUGAAGUUUUGGCUACAGUUAUGGGUGAUUUCAAGGUCCUUGGUGCUGGUGCCUACUUUGACCAGUACAAGUUCCGAGUUUCCCCACCAGUUAAUACUACAGAUCCAAGAUACUCUAAUGCAAUCACCAGAGAAUUCUUUGGACCAUUCUCAUGGAAAAUACAGAACCCUGGUGAUGGUCUUGAUGCCUUUAGAGCCAUAGAUUCUGCAGGUAUUGCAGCUUAUAGAUAUACAGAUGAGCUUUGGUUUAGACGAAUGAAGCAAAGAUGGGCGACAAAUUUCCACAGUUUGAAGAAGUUUGUUGACAAACCAAUGAUACGUUCCAGUCCUAAUUCAACAAGUUCCAUCCGAUUUGAACAUUAUCCAAUCACAUAUAAAGCUCCAAGCUAUGAAGAUGGUGAAUGGUCUAGACCCGAGUUCAAAUGUGACGGUUAUAUUGAUGACUGGGUGUCAACCUACACAGUUCCUUUCUUUGGUUUAAACAGCAUCAAGUCACAGAUCGAAUUUAAGGGAGUGGUAAGAAUUGAUGUCAAGUUGAAAUACCUCGACAUUAACCAAUGUCCAGCCGAUUUCUAUGUUGCCAAUGCCUUCAAGAAUACAGCAAAAUGUGAUUUCAGAUCACAAUAUUGUGUGCCUCUGCCAGGCAAAGGAUUUGAGCAAGGUGCUUACAAGUGUGAGUGUCGUCAAGGUUAUGAAUAUCCAUUUAUUGACCUGUCCUGGUUCUUUCACGGUCAGACAAUGGAAGAAGAGUAUUCAAAGAAAAGACUUGGUGAACCAAACAGAUAUGACACAUUGAGGUGCAGAAUAGCUGGAGCAGAUGCUGCUAUGGCAAAUGUUGUCCUAAUUGCUUUUACCACCUUGUCAUUGUUGCUAUGGAAACACUGAAAACAUGACAACAUCUUAAAACAUUUCUGUAAAUAAUUGUUUAUAAAGUAGACAGAAAUAUAGACAAGUCUUCCUGUAUAUACAGACAUUUUACACUGUGAUUUCAUUUUCAUAUUGUGACCAAAUUAUUCAUGAAGAUUGUACCUUGCAAUUGUUAAUCAGGGGUAUCAUGUAUCAAUUUUGAAUCAUUUCUUUUCUCUCCUUGUAAAUCAAAGACAGAUUUUAUCUUAUUCAUUAAACAUUUACACUUCCUUGAUUGAAUACAUUAUGGAUUAUAAAACUUGUUUUAUAUACACAUAGAUCUUGUUUAAAAGUGCUUUUAGUCAAGUCACAAGAGUGCCAUUUAAUGUGUUAUCUACAAAAUGUUGAAAAUAUAUGAAACUAUUUUAUUAUUGUACAGCUCAGAAUUUUUAGUGUAUUUUAUGUAAAUAUUACAGAAUUGCAAUUUUACUGUAUGAAAAUAAUUUUGAAACUUUAAUUUGUGGCUCAAGAAUUUCUGUUCUAUUAAGAGUACACCUUUAUGUAUAGUUAGUACUUUCAUUAUGUGACAUAAGGCUAAGCAAUAUUUUUAAUUAUUGAGCAAUUAUUUGUCUGGAUGGUUUAAGAAUUUAUUUGUCUUGUAUCUUUUUUACGAGUGCAAUAUUGAUGAUAUUGCAUAGGUCAGAGUUCAAUUAUAUAGUCAAGGCAAUAGUUUUGUAAAGUUAAUUACAAAUCAUCUGAAAUUUAGAAAAGCACUGUUGUCAAGAUUGCAAUACGUGUUGUAUUUCAUGUAACUAUACACAUAGAAAUAGUAGUAUAUGUACAUUAAUACAUGGAAUAUUUUAAACCAAGUGAACAGGAGAUAUGAUUUAGUGUCAUUCCAUUUUCUUUCUGUUUAAAUUUUCAUAUGUAUCUCUAAAUACAGACCCUUCUCUCUGUUUACCAGGUGGAUAUAAUAUUAAAAUUACAUAACAUUAUCAUUACAUGUAUUCUUUCCUGAGUCUGGUUUGACUUUUGUUAUUUCCUUCUCAUUUAUACUUUUUUAAAACCACUUUUAUAACUAACUGUAUAUAGUUAAACAUUUAUAUCAUUUAAGCAUAUAUAACAUUCCAUUUUAUAUUUGAUUUGUACAUACUCAUAGCAUAAUUAUAUGUUAGCUGAUUUUAUGUAGUGUUUAACACUACUUGGGACUUGUAAUAAAAAUCUGAAUUUCAAUUUUAAUAGAAGAUCAAAGCAGAAAAUAGACCUACAUUUAUCUACCAUACAAAUAUAAUUGUAUUGUCCAUGGUACAAUUACCUAAAGUAUUAUAGUGAACAUACUGUAAUAGGUCACUAAUGAAGUCUUGUCAUUUCACAGAUAAAAAAAAAUGAACAUGUUUUUGAUUAAGAGGAAUCAAAGAAAAAAUUGUGUCAUUUCAUAGGAAUACGAAAGAAAUUGAACUUCAAGUUUUAUUGCUUUUUAAAGAAUUUCUAGAGUACAGAUAUCUUUGUAGGAAAUUCAGUUAUUGAUAUUAUUACCUAAAAUUCCAGUUUUCAAAUUCACAAACAAUAAAAUCAUUAAGGGAGCUAGAUAGGAAAAUAUAUGUAAAUGUUUAUCAAAAAAUAAUUUUAGCAGUUUUUUGUACAGGUUGUAUAUCAUGGAAACAUAUCAGUCAGUGCAUUGUAUAUUCUUAUAUGAAAUUGUUUUAUAUAUAAUUAUAAUGAAAUUAUGGAAAGGAAAAGUGUGAUACUUGUGUAUUAUAGUUCAAUUUGUUUUAUAUAUUUUGUACAGCUAAUAUUUUUGUAUUCUGAAUAUAAAA